Kuraishia capsulata CBS 1993 is the source of this 1317-nucleotide messenger RNA. RefSeq lists its product as uncharacterized. The record is from RefSeq and is a predicted model, not a curated record. The transcript has a single exon. Gene Ontology annotation, biological process: proteasome-mediated ubiquitin-dependent protein catabolic process. NCBI's taxonomy places the organism in Eukaryota, Fungi, Ascomycota, Pichiomycetes, Pichiales, Pichiaceae. Bases 1 to 1317 code for a protein of 438 amino acids. Gene Ontology annotation, molecular function: ATP binding; proteasome-activating activity; ATP hydrolysis activity. Gene Ontology annotation, cellular component: proteasome regulatory particle, base subcomplex.
AUGGGCCAAGGAGCGUCCAUGCCCGGUGGGGCUGACAAGAAAAAGGGUGAUAAAAAGAAGGAUAAGCCCAAGUACGAGCCGCCCGUGCAAUCCAAGUUUGGCAAGAAGCGUCGGAAGGGACCAGACACUGCCGCGAGACUACCGAACGUUUACCCCACGACAAGAUGCAAGCUGAAGUUGCUGAAGAUGGAGAGGAUCAAGGAUCAUCUGUUAUUGGAGGAGGAAUUCGUGACAAAUCAGGAAACGUUCCAGCCAACAGAAGCCAAACAACUCGAAGAACGCGAGAAAGUGGACGAAAUCAGGGGAACUCCCAUGUCAAUUGGCACACUCGAAGAAAUCAUUGAUGAUGAUCAUGCGAUCGUAUCGUCUUCGUCUGGUCCAGAGUAUUACGUAUCCAUUCUUUCGUUUGUGGACAAGGGGCUACUUGAGCCUGGGUGUUCUGUGCUUCUUCACCACAAGACUGUGUCCAUUGUGGGUGUUUUGCAAGACGAAACCGAUCCAAUGGUGAGUGUUAUGAAGAUGGAUAAGUCCCCAACCGAAAGUUAUGCAGAUGUUGGUGGAUUGGAGUCGCAGAUCCAGGAGAUCAAGGAGGCCGUAGAGCUGCCUUUGACCCAUCCAGAGCUUUACGAGGAGAUGGGAAUCAAACCCCCCAAGGGUGUCAUUCUUUACGGUGCUCCAGGUACUGGAAAGACGCUAUUGGCGAAGGCAGUUGCCAACCAGACGAGCGCCACUUUCCUGAGGAUUGUAGGUUCAGAGCUUAUCCAAAAGUAUUUGGGUGACGGUCCCAGGCUCUGUCGCCAGAUCUUCAAGGUAGCCUCUGAGCAUGCACCUUCCAUUGUUUUCAUUGACGAGAUCGAUGCUAUUGGAACCAAACGGUACGAAUCCACCAGCGGAGGCGAGCGCGAAGUCCAGAGAACCAUGUUGGAAUUGCUCAACCAGUUGGACGGUUUUGACGAUCGUGGUGAUGUCAAGGUCAUCAUGGCCACCAACAAGAUCGAGUCGCUGGAUCCUGCGCUGAUCAGGCCUGGUAGAAUUGACAGAAAGAUUUUGUUCGAGAACCCCGACCCCACUACUAAGAAGAAGAUCUUGAACAUUCACACUAGCAAGAUGAACAUUGCCGCGGAUGUGAACCUUGAUGACCUUAUAAAUGCCAAAGACGAUUUGUCUGGGGCUGAUAUCAAAGCAAUUUGCACGGAAGCCGGGUUAUUGGCUUUGAGAGAAAGAAGAAUGCAAGUGAUUGCGGAGGACUUCAAGAGUGCGAAAGAGCGGGUGUUGAAGAAUAAGAUUGAGGAGAACUUGGAGGGGUUAUAUCUUUAG